AUGCUCCAGGCUCCGCCUUCCGGUUCUAAAGGCGGUCUUCUUUUGGCUUGGAAGAAUGAUAUUAACUUUGUCAGUGUGUGUGUUUCUAGUAAUAUUAUCUCUGUUUGGUACUAUUCUGUGGAUCCCUCUGUGAAAUGCUUGUUCUCUUUUGUCUAUGGCCCCCCAUAUAAGAAAACUGACUUAGACUUUUGGAUGGCUUUGGCAGAUUUUGGUAAUACUUAUUCUAUUCCUUGGAUUUGUUUGGGUGAUUUUAAUACUAUUUCAUCUUCUGAUGAUAAAUUGGGUGGACGUCCUUUUGACCAUUUCUCAUUUAAUCCCAUCAAUGAAUUUAUGGAUUCUUUUGGUAUGGUGGAUUUGGGUUUCUCGAGCAAUCCUUUUACUUGGUCUAAUCACCGACAAGGAUCUCCCUCUUAUUGUUUGGCAAAAAAGUUGAAACUCACCAAAUCUGCUAUUAAGCAAUGGAAUAAGCUUUAUUUUGGUGAUAUUAAAACCAAGGUUUUUCAUACUAGUACUUUGAUUCGUCGGAGACGGAAUUCUAUUAAUCUUUUGCAAUCUCCUCAGGGAGGUUGGCUUUCGGACCGUUCAGCUAUAGGGGAUUGUUUUAUUACUCAUUUUAAAUUACUUUUUACUUCCUCCCAUCCUUCACCCAAUGAGGAGUUAUUGAGUCUAUUUGAUCCGGUUAUCUCGGCUGAGGAUAAUUUGCACCUAGGUUCUUUGCCUACGGAAUCUGAGAUAUUUGCUUCUUUAAAGAGUUUAGGGCGUACCAAAGCCCCUGGUCCUGAUGGUUUUACUGCUUUGUUUUAUGUCAAAUAUUGGGAUUAUAUCAAAAACACUGUUCUUCUGGCUAUUGGGAAUUUUUUCCAAAAUAAUAAUUUGUUGAGGGAACAAAAUCAUACGUUUAUUGCUUUGAUUCCAAAGCGUUUGGGUGCAUCCUCUGUCCAUCAUUAUCGGCCUAUUAGUUUAUGCAAUAUUAUCUACAAGAUCAUUUCAAAAUUGCUUGCUAAUAGGUUAAAGCCUCUUUUAUCCAAAGUUAUUUCACCUUUUCAGACAGCCUUUGUUCCUGGGCGACAUAUCCAGGAUAAUUCUAUAUUGGCACAUGAAAUGCUUCAUACGCUCAAAUCAAAGAGGGGUAAUGGUGGUCUUAUGGCGGUUAAUAUUGAUAUGGAAAAGGCAUUUGACCGUAUGGAAUGGAGUUUCAUUAUUUCUAUUCUUAAUACUUUGGGUUUCAAUGACAAAUGGAUCAACUGGAUUCGUCUCUGUAUUACAACAACUUCUUUCUCGGUGUUAUUAAAUGGUAGUCCUUUUGGCCAUUUCAGACCUUCUCGGGGUUUGCGUCAAGGUGAUCCUCUGUCUCCUUUUCUUUUCAUUAUUGGUACUGAGGCUUUAUCUCGUUUACUACAUCACCAUUUAAGGGGUUUCAGUGUUUCUCGGGACAAUUUGGCCAUCAAUCAUCUGCUUUUUGCUGAUGACUUGGUUAUUUUUACCUCCGCAACAUCUUCUGAAGCUUCCAGGAUUAAAAUUUGUUUGGAUAAAUAUAGCCUUUGUUCAGGACAAUCUAUCAAUAUUUCUAAGUCUAAUAUUCUCUUUAGUAAGAAUACUACAGCUUCUACUAUCUCAAGUAUUCAGGGAUUCCUUCCUUUUGCUAUCACACCAGUUUCAGCUAAGCAUCUGGGUCUUCCUAUGCUUAUUGGUCGUUCUAAGAAAUUUGCUUUUUCCAAUAUCCUUGAUAAAGUUAAGGGGAAAAUUGAGGGCUGGCGUUCGAAGACUUUCUCCCAAGCUGGGAAAUCCGUUCUCAUUAAGGGGUCUUAUAUUUGGAAUGAUAUCAAGACCAUUGUUCCUUUUCUGAAAUUUGGAGCUUGUUAUAUUUCUCAUUCGUUAAGUUCACUUGCUAUUUGGUUUGCCCCAUGGAUUCCCACGUUGCCUAAUUUCCGGCCUACUCCUCGGGUUGAGGGUUUACAAGCAAAUUUUCCUCUUGCAAUAUUGGAUUUAGUUUCUUCUUCCACAGGGACUUGGAAUUUUCCUUUGUUGGAAUUCCUUUUUGAUCAGGCUUCUGUUUCUGAGAUUCUGAAGAUCAGGACACGGUUUGAUACUGAUUCAAUUCUAUGGACUCCUUCAUUGACGGGUGUGUUCUCUACAAAGUCAGCCCAUUGGUUCUAUACAUCUCAAAGGACUUCAGUUGUUUCCCCUUUAUCUCAAGCCAAUUGGAAACUUCUUUGGAAGUUAAAAAUAAAUCACAGGCUUCACCUCUUUCUCUGGAAAAUGGUUUGGAAUAUUCUUCCCACCAAGGAACGUAUUUUGUCGGCUAUUUGGACUCAGUCUAGAUCUGAUUCAACAUGCUCCCUGUGUUCUUCUUCCACAGAUUCUCUGGUUCACCUGUUUUUGUCUUGUCCCAUUGCUAGGGUCGUUUGGCGAAAUUCUUUCUGGCCAUUGGAUAUUCUAGCUCUGCGUAUCUCUUCUAUGGCUGAGUGGUUCAAUGUUAUUCUUCAUCCACAUAGAAUUGGUAUUCCGGCACCUGAUUCUCACUUUUUCCAAAUAUUUGCAGCUGUUGCUUGUGACCAAAUUUGGUUUGCUAGGAACAAAGCUCAUCAUGAGAAUUUAAUUCCCAAUGCUAUGGCUCUGUCUGUCAAGAUCAAUCGUCUAUCCAAAGAACAUUAUUGGGCUUGGAAAUUAAAGGUCACACCUGUUUUUCCUGAGUGGAAACGACCAUUGGCUUCUUCUUUCAAGAUUAAUUUUGAUACUGCCAUUAGGGAUACUUUUUCUACUUAA
Messenger RNA from Alnus glutinosa, 2766 nucleotides. RefSeq lists its product as uncharacterized. The record is from RefSeq and is a predicted model, not a curated record. The transcript has 4 exons. The coding region runs from base 1 to 2766 and encodes 921 amino acids. NCBI's taxonomy places the organism in Eukaryota, Viridiplantae, Streptophyta, Magnoliopsida, Fagales, Betulaceae.